Podarcis lilfordi (Lilford's wall lizard) is the source of this 3601-nucleotide messenger RNA. The record is from the annotation of a GenBank genome assembly. Lineage: Eukaryota; Metazoa; Chordata; Lepidosauria; Squamata; Lacertidae.
AUGGCCGCGCUCGCCGCCGACGCGGAGGCCGGGCUGGAGUCGGUGUUCCCGCAGGAGCUGGGGCUCUUUGCAGAUGCUUUCCCGGUAGAGGCCCGUUACCGGUUCUGCGGGCACGAGCUGAGCAUCGCGCAGCACCACGGCGCCCAGCUGGGAGUGGCUGCGCCGGUUUGGGAAGCGGUGAGUAGUCCGGGCGCAGCUGGAUCCGUCCGGGGCCAGAGAUUUGCACGAGGCUUGGAGGAAGGGCUUAGUAGCGCAGCCCUGUGCAGGUCUACUUGGAAGUAAGCCUCGCGGAGUUUAGCAGGGCUUACUUCCAGGUAAGCGUGCAUAGGGUUGCAGGCAGCUAUUGCUUCAGGUAGAUCUUGGCACAUCCGUGCACUUCUUAAAACAGGUAGAAAUCUUGCCGUUGCAUAUUUACUGUUUUCUAAGUGGUCGCCUCUGAGCUUUUUUUUAAUGGCAUGCAUCCAGGCUCAAGCAAUAAUCUCCGCAGGAACUUUUCGGCGCAUCUCUUGCACAAGCCUGCCCCAACGUGCCUGUUUCGAAAGGGGCGAAGCAGUCUGCACAGAAAAUAGAUCUAGGCAGGGCUUCCCAAACUUGGGUCGCCAGCAGUUUUGGGACUACAACUCCCAGCAUCCCUAGCUAGCAGGACCAGUGGUCGGGGAUGAUGGGAGUUGUAGUCCAACAGCUGGAGACCCGGUUUUGGAUACCCUGGUCUACGCUGUUGACUUUAUAGGAUCUAAUCUGCACAUGCAGUAGAAUUGAGGACUUGUUAUUGUUGUCAGCAUAUAAUUACUAUUACUAUUCAAACUGAGCAGCCGACAACAAACAAAUGCUGCCAGCCUCCUUCUUUUCCCUGCUCCUACUUUGCCUUCCUCUUAGCAAAGAAACUCUUAAAGCAUCAAAAAAAUGUAAGCCUGCAAGUUUUCCCUGCAAGUACAAUAAUUGCUGCUUGAUGUUGAUGGUUUGGACUAUGGUGAUCAGUGCUGUGGCACAAAGUAAAACAUUUAGACCAGCCUUUCUCAACCUCUCUGUGGCUCAGUCUACACCACAGUUUCCCAAACUUGGGUCUCCAGAUAUUGAUGGACUACGGCUCCCAUCAUCCCUAGCUAACAGGACCAGUGGGCAGGGAUGAUGGGAACCGUAGCCAAAAACAGCGGGAGACGCCCAAGUUUGGGAAACCCAGCAAGAAAAUAAAGACUGGUGCAUGUGCGUAUGUAUGUUCUGUAAUGUGAAAGUGUUGCUUUAGUUCCUCUAAAAAGGGCAGCUGCUUUUUGGUCUCCUGUGAAGCAGUGCUAGAUUUAGGGAGGUGUGGGUGGUUCCCUUGCACAGGGUGCUGAGCUGAGGGGGCACAAAAUAAUAAUAAUAAUAAUAAUAAUAAUAAUAAUGACAGUAAUAAUAUUUUUAAAAAACCUAUAUUGAUACAGAAUAAAAAGAAUUUUAAAAGAACCGAAUAAAAAGCCAACUUUAUCAAAAGGAAUUAUUGCAAAAAUGAGAAGUAUUUUUUUUGGGGGGGAGUGCCAAAUUUUGUCCUCGCUAAGGGUGCCAUAUCACCAAAGUCCACCCUUGACAUGAGCAUGAGAUGGACCUCUGUUCAGUGCAGGCUGCUCUGCUGUUGAACUUCAUCUUUUCCUUCCUCAUUACAGCAGCAUCUUAAUCCCUAAAUGUCAAAUGCUUCACAGGUACAAUUACAAUUCUUCCCUACUCCACUGCAUACAUUGGCAGACGUUGUGAAAUAAUCCCGUUGUCAGCAGGGACACUAAUAAUAAUAAUAAUAAUAAUAAUAAUUUAUUUAAACCCCGCCCAUCUGGCUGGGCUUCCCCAGCCACUCUGGGCAGCUUUAAACAAAAUAUUAAAAUACAGUAAUGCAUCAAACAUUAAAAGCUUCCCUAAACAGGGCUGCCUUCAGAUGUCUUCUAAAAGUCUGGUAGUUGUUGUUCUCUUUGACAUCUGGUGGGAGGGCGUUCCACAGGGCGGGUGCCACUACCAAAAAGGCCCUCUGCCUGGUUCCCUGUACCUUGGCUUCUCGCAGUGGGGGAACCGCUAGAAGGCCCUCGGCGCUGGACCUCAAUGUCCGGGUAGAACGAUGGGGGUGGAGACGCUCCUUCAGGUAUACUGGAGGUAUACUGGCCUACUAGUCCUGUUGUCAAAGGUGGAAUGGGAAAGUUUGCAUCACCUACAGAUGUGCUUGGCAUACUGAAUGUAUCCUUGGGAUCUUUAAUUCACUCCUCAUUUACUCUUCAUUCUCUCUCUCUCUUCCCAUGUCUAAGGCUCUAACCCUCUGCGAGUAUUUUGAGGCACAGAAACUGAAUUUCUGGGGCAAGAAGGUUAUAGAACUGGGUGCUGGGACGGGCGUUGUGGGCAUCCUUGCAGCCCUUCUUGGUAUGUAGGAUCACUUAUUGAUUAUUUAUUUGUUAAAUUUAUAUACCGCCCUUCAUCCAAAAAUCUCAUGGUUGAUUCACAGCAUAAAGAUGCAAGAUAAAGUCACAACACAAAAUAAAAACAAAAGCAACCGAUAAUCCGCCCCUCUCCCACAAAACACAUUUAAAAGGACAUAGAAAGUUAUUCAGCCGAAGGCCUGGUUCAAGAGGAGCGUUUUUGCAUGGUGUCUAAAGUUGCGUAAGUGAUGGUUGCAGGUGAGCCUCGCUGGGGUGAGCAUCCCACAAAUGGGGAGCCACCACAGAAAAGGCCCCUUCUCAUGUUGCCAUCCUCUGGACCUCUCGUGGAGGAGGCACACAAAGAACGGCCUCAGGUGAUGAUCGCAGGGUCUGGUUUGGUUCAUAUGGAGAGAGGCGGUCCUUGAGGUAUUGUGGUCCUGAGCUGUUUAAGGUUUCAUAGGUCAAAACCAGCACUUUGAAUUGGGCCUACUUGGCAGCCAGGGCAGUUGGGCCAGGAUUAGUGUAACGUGUUCAGACUGUCUUCCCCAGUGAGUAUCCUGGCUGCGAAAUUCUGCACCAGCUGAAGUUUCCAAACCAUCCUCAGAGGCAGCCCUACAUAUAACACAUUGCACUAAUCUAACCUUGAGGUUACCAGAGCAUAGACAACAGUAGUUAGGCUAUCCCUGUCCAGUUAGGGGUUCAGCUGGGCCACCAGCCAAAGCUGAUGGAAGGCACUCCGGGCCACUGAGGCCACCUGAGCCUCAAGCAACAUUAUGAGUAAUGCACAUGGUACCAAACUGAAUUUGUUGCUAACAGUUUCCUUUCUUCCAGGCGGUGAUGUGACCAUCACAGAUCUUCCUGUGGCCAUGAAGCAGAUAGAGGAGAAUGUCCGCCGGAACGUGCCUGCAGAAUUCGCAACACGAACCAGAGUUUGUGCUCUGUCGUGGGGUGUGGACCACAAAGAGUUCCCCCCAAAUUAUGACUUCAUCCUGGGUGCCGAUAUUGUCUAUCUCAAGCACACCUACCCCUUGUUGAUCAGGACUCUCCAGCAUCUAUGUGGUGCUCAGUCUAUCAUCUACCUGUCUUCCAAGAUGCGUCAGGAGCAUGGUACGGCGCUGUUCUUUGAGACGCUGCUGCCUGUGCACUUCGCCUCAAAGCUGGUCUUUAGAGAUGAGGUUGAGAAUAUUAAUAUCUACAAAGUGACCUGCAAAAGUGACAUCAGACAGUGA